AUGGGGAAAAGUAUGUCACAUUUGUCCAAGGAGGACUUGAAGUUUUUGCAGGAGAAUACCAAAUUCAAUAAGGACGAAAUUAAACAGUGGUACAAAGGCUUUAUGAGAGACUGCCCCGACGGUAAACUAUCUAAAGAAAAGUUUAAGGAAGUCUACGCCCAGUUUUUCCCUGGUGGUGACCCGGAAGCAUUCUGUGACCAUGUAUUCAGGUCGUUUGACAAGGACGGCAGUGGUUCCAUCGAAUUUAAAGAGUUCCUGCUGGCCAUUAACAUUACCUCCAACAAGGGUGACCCCAAGGAGAAACUCAACUGGGCCUUUUCUAUGUACGAUAUAGACGGCAACGGGACGAUAGACAAGUCAGAAAUGGAGAGUAUUAUCAAGGCCAUAUAUAACAUGCUAGGCAGUGCCAUCCAGGAUCAAGCUAUUGAAAGUCCCCAAGAGAGAACACUGAAAAUAUUCAAAAAAAUGGACACCAACGAUGAUGGGGUCCUGUCCAAGGAAGAGUUUGUCCAGGGAUGCAUGAAUGACCGGUGUCUGUAUCAGAUGUUAACAGCUGACGGGGAACCACCCAAGGAAUAA
Messenger RNA from Candidula unifasciata, 579 nucleotides. The record is from the annotation of a GenBank genome assembly. Lineage: Eukaryota; Metazoa; Mollusca; Gastropoda; Stylommatophora; Geomitridae.